Molecule: messenger RNA, 2361 nt
Organism: Tetrahymena thermophila SB210
Lineage: Eukaryota; Ciliophora; Oligohymenophorea; Hymenostomatida; Tetrahymenidae
Product: transmembrane protein, putative
Exons: 3
Source: RefSeq, a predicted model, not a curated record
AUGAAAAUUUGGAAAAACUUUGAUAUAUUUUCCUAGCAAUUCUUCUUUAACAUUGAAGAUUAAAAUUUGUAAAAGAAGUCAACUUUUUUGGGUUUUUGCUUAUCAGUAAUUGUAUUUAUAAUAAUUUUAGCAUACUUUUCUUAUUUGCUAGUCCAGUUUUCAAAUAACUAAAUACAACCCUUCUUUAGAUAAUAAAGCUUUAUUGAUAAUAGAUUAAUUGAGACGCCAUUAAAUAACAAUUUAGUAGCUUUUAAAAUGGACUCUGGAGAUUUUGUUUAUUAGCCAAACAAAACAUAUUUAGUAGUAAUGGCAUAUUUUUAUUAAUAAAAAUAAAAUACAACCUUUAUACCUUUAGAUGUAAUAGAUUGUACAAGCUAAGAUCUCUAAGGUUAUAAGUGUUUGGAUUUUUCUAAUGUUUCUAACUAUACAUUUGCUUUAAAUACUUAAGAGAAUUUAUAUUCUUAAAUAUAAAUCUUCAUUUAUGGCUGUAGAGAUAUUGAUAAGGUGAAAACUACCAUUCCUGAUGAUUGCGCUACUUAAGAUGAAAUAAAUACUCUUGUAAAUGGUGUCAAUGUAGGAUUAAGGUAUAAACUUUAUACUGCUUAAUAUAAUACAACAUCUUAAUAAAUGUAAUCGGAUUACAGGAAUAUUUUAGUUUACACAUUUGCAAGCUAAGCAAUAGUAACUUUUUUGAAUAUGCAAACAUAAACAACAAAUGUAAAAUAAGGAUUAAUUUGGUAAUAAAAUUCUUAUUAUUCUUCUCCAUUGUAAUAUGGAUAAAUUAAUUAAAGCAUGGAUAGAAUAUCAGCUCUGAAUGAUGGAUAAGGUCCUUUUAACUCUUUUGUAUUACAAAUGGAUGAAAUAGUUUAUUAAAUACAGAUUUAAUAUAUAACACUGCCUUAAAUUUUGGCUUUUGUUAAUGGCGUUUUUUCUCUGUUAAUGAUUAUAGGAUAUGUUGGAAGAAAAUACUCCUAAAAAUAAAUAAAUGAGCAUUUUGUUAUGCUGUUUUUAGAGAAUAUAUUUCCAGCUUAAUAUUUUAAAAUGUUCAAAGCAAAUGAUCAACACUUAUGCAAUUAAAAUACAAUUACUUAGUAUUAAGAAAAUAAGAGAAAUACGUUAGAAAAAAAAUAAAAUAAGUUUGAUGUAUAAGAAAAUACCGUUUAAAAUUAAAACGAAAGUGAUAAUACUAUUUAUCUAAGUAAAUAAGAAAAUACGUUUGUUAAUUGCAUUUAUUCUAUCGAAAAUGAGUAAAAUGAUUAAGUUAAUCAUUUACCAAACUUCGAAGUGAAGCUAAAAGGGUCUUUGCAGUUUUCUUAAAGCAACUAGAUUAAGUUUAAUCCUUUUGAUAUAAGUAAUUUAUAAACAAAGCCGUCAUCAUUAUAAAAUAAAUCCAAAAAGUAUGACUAAGAAAAUAUACUAAAAUUAAAUGAUGAAUCAUAAUUAAAAGAUGAAUAACUUUUUUUUCAAUUUUAAGAAUCAAAUAAUUAAUCUCAAAAUUAAAGUUUUAUCUAAUAACAGUCAUUUUAAAAAACAUGUCUUUAAAAUUUUUAACAUUUAAAUGAUACAAAUUAAAGCUGUCUUUAAAAAAAUAGCUUUAAUGUCUCUCCCAUAUUAAAAGAUUUUGAUUAUAAAAAUUAGUUAAAAACUAAGUCUUCUGCUGAAAACUGUCAAAAAAAAACCUAGACAAGAAGUCCAACUUAAAACUAAAGCUUAUAUUUGAUAGGCAAAGCUGAUAAAUAAAAAGUCAUUUAAAUCGAUAAUAUUUCAAAGGAAAAUUUGGAGAAAAUAACCAAGCAUGACUUAUGCUCAAAAAGAUAAGAAGUAGAACCUUUAGAGCUUAACACUUAGCAAAAAAACAUCAUUCAUGCUCAAAUAGCAAAUGAUCUGAAUAUUUUUUCACUUUAUAAAGACAUUAUAUUUUUAAAAAAAGCUAUGAUGAUAUUGUUUAACCAUGAACAAUUAGCUGCUAUAAAAACUUUAGGUUGUUCAUCCAAUUAUUUAAGCUUGAUAAGAAAUAACAUUGAUUUAGAUCUACAAAAAAUAAAUUAAUUGAGGAAUAAAAGAUAAAUUUUUUAGAUGAGUAGUUCUUAAUAUAUUAAUCCCAAAAACUAUAGCAAUAGUAAACAGAGUAGCUGUUAAUAAGAUUCUAAUAAAAAACCAAUAUUAGUGAAAUAGAUGAAAGAAUAGUAUCUUCUUUACCUUGAAAACAUUUUUAAUUUUUAAUAAUUUAAUAAUUUGAUAAAAUCUAUACAUAUUUAUCCUGCUAUAUUAACUUUCUAUUUCAAUUAAGCAAGUUAUUAUUUUUGUUUGAUAAAAUUAAAAUAAAAUUAAUUAUUUUUGGUAAAAGAGGCUCUUUUAUGA